Messenger RNA from Ilex paraguariensis (yerba mate), 471 nucleotides. NCBI's taxonomy places the organism in Eukaryota, Viridiplantae, Streptophyta, Magnoliopsida, Aquifoliales, Aquifoliaceae. The record is from the annotation of a GenBank genome assembly.
AUGCAAGUGGUUGCUAACAAUGGCAAUGCAGUCCUUAUGCCUGAAGUUAAAGCCAUCGAAAGUGAAGUUUCCGAUGCCCAAAAAGCCAGGCUUAAGGUACUCUGCCUGCGCGAUCACUUGGCAAAGGUCCACGAAGUAGAAGCCGGUGGUCGUUGUUCUUCAUUGCUGAAGGAGGCAAAGAUAAGUAACAGCCUUGUCAUUAAAGCAGCCACAAGGGACUUGGAACAGAGGCAAAAAGAUUUGGUUGCAGCACAAGAACAGAUUAGACAGGCAGAAAGGUGUGUGGAGGCAUUCAAACUUGAUAGCCUCAAAAUUCUUAGUGACGUCUUGAAGUCUUCGUUUGAAGAGAGUUUUCCGCCAAGAAACUUAGAUGAGCAUUUAUAUCCUGAAAAAUUCUUAUUGUCGGUAAGUGCUCGUUUUAUGAGGUAUAGUCACAUAAUUCCCUCAAACUAUAUAGGCUCGUCCCUCUAA